Molecule: messenger RNA, 921 nt
Organism: Rotaria sp. Silwood1
Lineage: Eukaryota; Metazoa; Rotifera; Eurotatoria; Philodinida; Philodinidae
Source: the annotation of a GenBank genome assembly
AUGCGUGCAAGUUCCAUUGAUAUUCAUCCAAAUGCAACAUGGCCACAGAAUGGUAUCACUGUUGCUGGAGGAAAUGGAUGUGGCAGUAAAACCAAUCAACUCGAUUAUCCAUGGGGUUUGUACGUCGACAACGAUCAGACGAUUUAUGUCGCUGAUUGUGGAAAUCACCGUAUUGUAGAAUGGAAAUCUGGUGCAACGAAUGGCACAGUAGUUGCUGGUGGAAACGGAUCAGGUAAUGGAACUAAUCAAUUAUGCUGCCCAUAUGAUGUGAUUAUCGACAAAGAGAGCGAUAGUCUCAUCAUCAGCGAUAGCGUGAAUAACAGAGUAGUUCGUUGGCCUCGUCGAAAUGGUACUCGUGGAGAAACAGUUAUUUCAAAUAUCGCUUGCUGGGGUUUGACAAUGGACGACAAUGGUUCUUUCUAUAUCGUUGACAUUGAAAAACAUGAAGUGAGGCGAUAUAAAAUUGGUGAUACUCAAGGAACAGUGGUUGCAGGUGGCAAUGGAGAAGGAAAUCGCCUCGAUCAACUCUCUUCUCCCCGAUACGUAUUUGUCGAUCGAGAUCAUUCAGUUUAUGUGUCUGAUCUUGAAAAUCAUCGUGUAAUGAAAUGGGAAGAAGAUGCAACACAAGGCAUUAUCGUCGCCGGUGGUCAAGGACAAGGAAAUAGUCUUACACAAUUGUCAUAUCCUUAUGGAGUCGUUGUCGAUCAAUUGGGUACUGUCUAUGUGGCUGAUUUUUGCAAUCAUCGAAUCAUGCGUUGGCCAAAAGGAGCCACACAAGGAAGUGUCAUUAUCGGUGGAAACGGUAAAGAAGCACAAUCGAAUCAACUCGCUUCUCCCAUAGGUUUACCAUUCGAUCGACAUGGUAAUCUCUAUGUCGUCGAUUGGGGAAAUGCUCGAGUACAAAAAUUUAAUAUCAAAUAA